Messenger RNA from Tripterygium wilfordii, 555 nucleotides. RefSeq names its product E3 ubiquitin-protein ligase RGLG4-like. The record is from RefSeq and is a predicted model, not a curated record. The coding region runs from base 1 to 555 and encodes 184 amino acids. The transcript is spliced from 5 exons. Lineage: Eukaryota; Viridiplantae; Streptophyta; Magnoliopsida; Celastrales; Celastraceae.
AUGGAAGAUGACGAGUUACAUAAGGAUUAUACGAAUAAAUAUCAGCUACAACAUCUCGAAAACAAUAUUGUCGACAAUGAAAAGAAUGAUCAUAGUGAAGAUAUAAGGAAAAAUCGGUUGGGCUUGCACGCCAUUGGCGAUACGCCUAAUCCAUACAAGAAAGCAAUCUCAAUCAUUAGAAAGGCUCUGGCUCCUUUUGAUGAAGACAACUUGAUCCCUUACUUUGGAUUUGGCAACGUCGCCACUACUCAUGAUCAAGAAGUUUUUAGCUUUCACGGUGAUCAUUCAUCUCGUCAUGGUUUUGAAGAAGUUUUGUCCUGCUACAAAAGUAUAGUCCCAAACUUGAGACUUGCAGGGCUGACGUUGUAUGCACCGAUAGUUGAGGCUGCCAUUGACAUUGUGGAGAAUAGUGGAGGCCAGUACCAUGUCUUAGUCAUCGAUGCGGACGGCCAGGAAAUGAACUUCGAAUCUGGUGUGGAGAAUCGAUUGCAGCAAUCGUCUGAUGUAGGAGAGUGUGAGGAUGAAUUUGGGGUUAAAGAGACAAAGUGUGUGUAA